CAAAAUUCACAAAAUACAAACCGAUUCUAACCUAACCUAUUUACGUAUAUAAAAAGAAAAUGAUGUGAGCAUUUUAAAAACAAAACAAUCACUUCCGUUUUGUUUUUUUUUAACAAUAAAUUUAUUUUGGCGGCAAACCGAUAAAAAAUCGAUUCUGUAACCGUAAGUUAAACGUGCAAAUUACUUUCGAUAAAUUAAAAUUUUAAUACGAACACUUAAACAAUGUCUACGCCUAUGAAACGUAGUAAGAAAUCAAAGUUCAUCCUGGAAGAUAUAGAAGAUUUAUUAGAUGGAUCAAACUUUAUAAAGGAACCAUCUAAGACAAAGAAGCCAUUGAAACGGGAACAUGCACAGAAUGAAGAAGAAAUUCCUGUAUCAGGCAGAAAAUAUCAAACCACAAGCAAAAAGAACCAGCAAUUAAAUGGGGACAUGUGCAAAGAAGUGAAAGGGAAGGUACUUGAAGCAAUGGAGAAGCAAGCAGAUAUCAGGAAGGAAAUAAACGCCAACUUGCUGAACAGUUUGUCCGAGGUCAUGACAGAAAUGAAUGAAGACUAUCUUGCAUUGAAAAGUAACCAGAGCAAGCUGCAGCAGCUAUCCACAGCCCUUGUGAAAUGCAUCUCGCAAGCCACUGCAGCGCAAGAACAAAAAUAUAAAUCUUUGAAUGAAAUUCUAGUAACCUUCAAGAAGCAGUGUGAACAAAUGGAAACUGAUCAGAAGCUUCAGGCAAAUAAACUUUCUAAUGAAUUAGAACAAGAUAUAGAGGAACUUCGCCAAAAGUUGAUAUCUGAGACCAAGAGAAGUGGCUGGGAAAAUUUGAGGAAGAAAAUUUUUCAAAUGGAAAGUGAUUUUUAAAUAAAAUAUUAAUAAAUAUGUUAUGCAUAAGUACCUAAUUCAUUUUAACAUUAAUUUAUUCUUACUUUAAUAAAGAACUUUUUUCAUUUGG
This is a messenger RNA of Plutella xylostella (diamondback moth), 943 nucleotides long. RefSeq lists its product as uncharacterized. Lineage: Eukaryota; Metazoa; Arthropoda; Insecta; Lepidoptera; Plutellidae. The record is from RefSeq and is a predicted model, not a curated record.